AUGCUCCCGCCUCUCCCCUCGCCCCCGCUACCGGAUACUCCAACGCUACAGUUCCACCAUGCCGACGACCGCGAUCUGCCGCAGACACCCAACGCUCCUUCGCCUCCUCCGCAUAGCCCCCAGUACAGAGAGUCUCCAGUGGUCGAGACGAUCCCGUCGGUCAUCAACAAGCCUCUACCACCCGUCCUUAACCCCGAGCCUCCCGUGCUCCCAGGACGCGAAGUUGCCCACAACCGGGUAGUGCAACUCUCUGGACAGAACCAGAACUCUCCCCUCACAUCCCCUGAGCCCGACGACGGAAGUAGUAUUGUCAGCCCCUCAGUUGAUGCCCGGUUUCUCGACCCCCACCGGCAGAGUCGCGAGUCCGACGCCACGACCAGUACCAACCACGUCCAGACUUCCACCGAGUCAUCUGGAGCCACCAGUGCAAGCUCUGUCAAUGAGCUAGUCGAGUCCCCAGAGGAUUCUGGAAGCGGGUCUCCCAGCUCCGUGCUUGAAGGUAGCAUACCGCGUAACCAAUCAGUCCCGGCAUUCCAGUAUCACCACAACUCGCAGUACCCGCCUCGUGUCUCAAGCGUCCCUAACGAGGGCGGAGACGCCCGAGCCAAGCUCACUCCCCGGCCCAACUCGGCCUACUCGGUGUACUCGGACUAUGGCCCUAGGGGACGGUCGCCCAACUUCUUCCCCGGCAGCUCCCAUAUUCGCGCGCCUUCGGUUCAGUCCAGGAGAUCGCCCGAUAUCCGCCCGUCCUCCUACGCGGAGCUCUUGAACGUUCCUUAUCCCCAACCUCCUCCUGCCCCGAUUAGCUUUGACAACUCGCAUCUCAAGAGCGCAGUCGGAAACAAUGCUGCUCUUCUCAGUAGCCAAAAGACGCUGGAUAUGUACCGACAGAAUGUCAAGAAGACGAACGACUAUUCCAUCCAGUACUCUUUCGCAGUCUUCCUUAUUUCUACUGCGCAGGAAAUGGGCUUAAAUCCAGAGGAACCAGAACCCAGGAAACCCAGUCCUCAGUCAAACAAGGGUGGCGAUAGCCCUAGUCCUUACUCUCAGAACGGUAUGUCUCCCUACGAAUUGGUCAAAGAGGCCCGUACCAUUUUGCAGCGUCUAGCGAACAACGGAUAUCCGUUUGCGCAGUACUACCUCGCCGACGGCUAUGCCUCGGGUCUCUUCAGCAAGGGCAAGGAAGACUACAACACCGCCUUCCCACUAUUCAUUCUCGCUGCCAAGCAUGGGCAUGCUGAGUCAGCUUACCGCGCUGCUCUGUGCUACGAGUUUGGCUGGGGUUGCAGAAAGGAACCGACAAGGGCCGUCCAGUUCCUCAGGGUUGCUGCCACCAAGAGCCAUCCCGGGGCCAUGACUCGUCUUGGCAGAGCCUGUCUGUCUGGAGACCUCGGCGAGAGGCGUUAUCGCGAGGGUUUGAAAUGGUUAAAGCUUGCGACCGAGGCCGCCGAUGCCAUCAAUAACUCGGCACCCUACCACCUCGGAUGUCUCUACGAGACGGGUUACGGAGACGACGUCUUCCAGGACGAGAGCUACGCUGCCGAACUUUUCACACAAGCCGCCGAGUUGGGCCACUCAGAAGCUAACUAUCGUAUGGGUGAUGCCUACGAGCACGGCAAGCUCAAUUGCCCGCGAGACCCGGCUCUCAGUGUCCAUUUCUACACGGGCGCUGCGGAAAAGGGCCACCCGGCGGCUAUGAUGGGUCUUUGCGCGUGGUACAUGGUCGGUGCGGAGCCCAUCCUUGAGCAGGAUCAAGAAGAGGCAUACGAGUGGGCUCGUCGUUCUGCAGAACUUGGCUAUGUUAAAGCGCAGUACGCUGUAGGCUACUUCACGGAGAUGGGCAUAGGAUGUCGUCGCGAUAUCUUGGAGGCGAACGUGUGGUACGUCAAGGCAGCCGACGCCGGUGACGAGCGAGCCAAGCAGAGAAUCGCGACAAUCAACGCGGCCAUUAGGGGCGGCCAGGUUCCAGGAGCAACGGCAGGCCGCGGCGGAAAGAUUAAGAAGCAAGCCGGCGACGAGAAGGAAUGCAUCGUGAUGUGA
Messenger RNA from Parascedosporium putredinis, 2040 nucleotides. The record is from the annotation of a GenBank genome assembly. NCBI's taxonomy places the organism in Eukaryota, Fungi, Ascomycota, Sordariomycetes, Microascales, Microascaceae.